Messenger RNA from Dunckerocampus dactyliophorus (ringed pipefish), 1524 nucleotides. It is a transcript of the gene polr3h, whose product is annotated as polymerase (RNA) III (DNA directed) polypeptide H. Gene Ontology annotation, cellular component: RNA polymerase III complex. The record is from RefSeq and is a predicted model, not a curated record. The transcript has 6 exons. Gene Ontology annotation, biological process: DNA-templated transcription; transcription initiation at RNA polymerase III promoter. The coding region runs from base 197 to 850 and encodes 217 amino acids. Gene Ontology annotation, molecular function: DNA binding; DNA-directed RNA polymerase activity. Lineage: Eukaryota; Metazoa; Chordata; Actinopteri; Syngnathiformes; Syngnathidae.
AAAUCACAUGGCUGCCGCCAGCAACAUGCUUUUCUAACUACAGCUACGUUUUUUACCGUUUCUUUUUGGCACCAAUGCUGGUUUGGAUGUUAAGUAGCUGAUUAAAGAAGCCUAGCCAAACUCUUUCAUGUAUCUCGCAUACUGCCACCGCCUUGCAUCUUAGCCUUUGCGGCUCGCGAGUGAUAGAAUCUGCACCAUGUUUGUGUUGGUGGAGAUGGUCGACACUGUCAGGAUUCCUCCGUGGGACUUUCAGAGGCAACUCUACGAGGCUGUGUCCGAUGAGCUGAAUAAAAAGCUGGCAAACAAGGUGGUCUACAACGUCGGUCUCUGCAUCUGCUUGUAUGACAUCACCAAACUGGAGGAUUCCUACAUAUUUCCAGGGGAUGGCGCCUCACACACCAAAGUUCAUUUCAGGUAUAUUGUUUUUCACCCGUUUCUGGAGGAGAUCCUGGUUGGCAAGAUCAAAUACUGCAGUCAGGAGGGAGUUCACGUGACCAUGGGCUUCUUUGAUGACAUUCUCAUCCCGCCAGAGUCUCUUCAGCAACCCACUAAAUUUGAUGAAGCAGAGCAAGUGUGGCUGUGGGAGUAUGAGACUGAUGAGGGAGCGCACGACCUCUACAUGGACCAGGGGGAGGAGAUCCGUUUUCGAGUGGCAGAUGAAAUAUUUGUCGACACGUCGCCGACCGGGCCGACCGCGGAAGAGAAACCCGCGCAACCCGGGCAGUCGACAGCACCACCACCACCACCACCACCUGCGCAAGACAGCGGGGAGAAGAAAGAGGCACCGUACACUCUCAUAGGGACCAUUUGUGAGCCGGGCCUGGGGCUGCUGUCAUGGUGGAACAAUUAGCGAGAGGUUAACUGCAUGAUAAGCAGUGAGAACUACUUGAUGCCCUGCUUCUUCAGUACCGUGCAGGAGCAAAAGACUAUCAGUGGACACUUCAUCAGAACAGACUGACGUGUCGUACUUGUAGGAAGAUUGAGUUGUAACAUAUACCAGCAUCAUGUUUAUUAUAUCAUUCAGUUCAUAACAGAAUUAAUAUUAUUGCACAUCUCCUUUUUAGUUGGUACAGUUCACUUCCCUAAUCACAGGAAAAUAUGAUUACAUGAUGUAUUUAUUUAUCAUAAUAGCGUCACUAAAAUGUGAUGGUGCCACGUAAACCUAAAAUUGGAUUUAAAAAACAUAUAUAUAUAUAUAUAUGGGGAUGAGUAACGGUAGUGACAACUGGGUGAGUGACCCUUAAUGCAAUAAUGCGAACUCUCGGUCACAUUUUUAAUUUAUGUGAAUUUUACACAUCUUCAAGUUCACCUGUUUUGUCUUCAUAAUCAACGUGAACAUUGGGAGUUAUCAUUUUGUGUAGUUACAGGAAGUCAUGAGGGAUAUUAGACAAGCCUUUAAAUCCUACAGUUUGAAGGACUUGUAUUUCUAUGUACAGUCUUCCCUCGCAAUAUCGUGGUUGGAUUAUCACUCCCUCGCUAUAGCGGUUUUUCACAAAUUCAUUAAUACAACAUAUAUACAAGCGA